AUGUCGAAGAUACACAAGCUGGGAAGAGAGAUGAUGACUGACCUGUAUUGUGCAGAGGCAAAGUCAUUUGAGCAGACUGUGGAUGAGAUAGAGAUAAGGAUAACAGAGUACAGCUCGGAGAAGUUAGAGUUUGACCUGAUCAAUGUCGACUGCUCCAUUGCCAAUGCUCUGAGGCGCAUACUCUCGAGCGAGGUUCCCACGAUGGCAGUGCGGGACAUUUUUCUGAAGGAAAACGAGAGCGUGUUCCCGGACGAGUUUAUAGCACACAGGCUGGGGCUGGUCCCCUUGGAGGUAGACCCGGAGAUGUUCGAGUUUGCGGGCGAAGAAUUGGACGAAAGGAACUCUCUUAGGUUUACUCUUGAUGUUAGGAACGAGUCUGAAGGUGUUCUGAAUGUAUAUUCGGAUGACAUCAGAUGGAAUCCAGUGGGGAGCCAGAGGGAGAUUUUCAGGGAUGUCAAGUUCAGCAGCAGGGUGCUUAUGUUUAGGCUAGCUCGUGGACAAAAGAUAAGUGCAGAGCUUGUGUGCACCAAGAAUGUGGGGAAGGUGCAUGCGAAGUGGAGUCCGGUGUGUCCAGCAACCUACAGGCUCAUGCCAUUGAUUGAGAUAGGAGACAUCUUUGAUGAGGAUGCCUACAAGCUGCAGAAAUGUUUUUCGGAGGGAGUCAUAGAUGUAAGGCCCAGCGACGGGAGAAUGAAGGCCUAUGUGAGUAAUCCUCGGCUGGAUUCGAUGAGCAGAGAGGCGCUUAGACAUGAGGAGUUCAAGGACAAGAUAUUUAUUGGAAGGAGGUCUGACUACUUCCUAUUUACAAUCAACACCGUGUUUCUGGAUCCGCUUUACCUGCUAGAGAAGGCGGUUUCAGUACUUAUAGAAAAAAGCAGAGCCUUGAGGUGCGAGGCUGAGGGUCUUCUGGGACAAUGA
Molecule: messenger RNA, 918 nt
Organism: Encephalitozoon cuniculi GB-M1
Lineage: Eukaryota; Fungi; Microsporidia; Unikaryonidae
Product: DNA-directed RNA polymerase core subunit RPC40
Exons: 1
Coding region: 1-918 (305 amino acids)
Biological process (GO): DNA-templated transcription
Cellular component (GO): RNA polymerase I complex; RNA polymerase III complex
Molecular function (GO): protein dimerization activity
Source: RefSeq, marked provisional